Messenger RNA from Saccostrea cuccullata (small rock oyster), 1223 nucleotides. Its product is annotated as nucleolar protein dao-5-like. NCBI's taxonomy places the organism in Eukaryota, Metazoa, Mollusca, Bivalvia, Ostreida, Ostreidae. The record is from RefSeq and is a predicted model, not a curated record. The annotation marks the transcript as partial. The transcript has 3 exons.
ACAACCGGGACGAGGAUUACCCUGACGACUUUGAACAGGACCAGCAAGAUGGUGACAGUAAGCAUGGGUCAAGGUCAAAUUCAAGGUUAUCUAAAAGGCAGAGCACUGAAUCAAAGCCAGAGGAAAGUCCUGUAGUGGACGCAGAGGACAAGGAAGACAAAGAAGACAAGCCAACAAAAACACCAAGCCCUGAGCACCCACAGUCUGUCACCAAAACAAAGUCUACCACGAGUAAACAGAAAGAAAGUAAGAAAGGCUCCACUAGCAGAAAGGUGAGCAAGGAAUCUCAGAAGUCCACAAAAAGUAGUCAGACUAACAGAGGCGAACCACAGAAGAAGACCUCAAAGUCUUCCCUCAAAGGAAAGUCCAGCCCUCCAGCAAAGAGGAAAUCCACCCAAGAAAAGAGGGUGUCAGUUGACAAGAAGGAAGGUGCACAGGACAACUCAAAGAGGGAGGACACAGAUGAUGAUGACAAUGAUGAGAUAAGGAAAGUUUCAGAGGCCAACUCAAAGUCUGACUUGUUUGAAAGUGAUGACAAAAAAGAUGAUACUGAAACUAAAGCAACAGGAAAGGCAGAAAAGAAGUCUUCUAAAGAGGAACAGAAAAAGAAAAAAUCCUCUGCAAGUCCUUAUGUUCAGAGUACAAAAAAGACCUCAAAUAGCAGCACUAAAAGUAAGAAAACCUCUUCAUCAAGUAAUGAAAAAGUGGAGAAGACCAAACAAGAGGAAGAGGGAAAAGAGGAUGCGUCUGAUAGCAAGAAGGAGGAUUUGAAUGUAGAUGCCACAGAGGAAAAGGAAAAGGAGUCUGGAAAAGAACAUAAAGAGGAAAAGGAUAAAGAGGAAACACCAGAACAAGGAAAAUCAGAUAAUAAUGUAGAGGAAGGAUCAAAGGACACUGAAGGAAAGGAAAUUAGCGGUGAUCAAAAUGUAACAACUAAUUCUGCUAUAGAUUUCAAGUUACCCACAGCUGCCAGGUCUAGUCCCCGGCCCCCCGCUAGUCCUCGCCCACGUUCAGUCAGCAUCAGGGACCCGCCCGAGUCUGAAGCGGGGUCAAAGGGAGGUCACGAGGAGGCAGGAUCCAGGGGGAAUGUAUCACAUACCAAGAAAACCCCCUCCCCUGUGACCAGAAAAGGAAUCCAGAAGGGGAACAGUACGACCCAUAGUUCAGCGGGAAGUGUAAAGAGUGGUAAACCUGCAUCAGAAUCCGGGAAUCCCAAAGGUUGA